GAGGAGGAGGAGCGCGCGCUCAGAGACACAAGUACACAAAUAAGGGGUAAAAUAUUUUAUGAAACAAAUCUUCAAUCAAGUAUAAUAUUGUGAUGCUUGGCAUCUAGACUCCUUUGCCCUCACUAUGCCAGCAGCAACUGUAGAUCAUAGCCAAAGAAUUUGUGAAGUUUGGGCUUGUAACCUGGAUGAAGAGAUGAAGAAAAUUCGUCAAGUUAUCCGAAAAUACAAUAAUGUUGCUAUGGACACCGAGUUUCCAGGUGUGGUUGCAAGACCCAUUGGAGAAUUCAGGAGCAAUGCUGACUAUCACUACCAACUAUUGCGGUGUAAUGUAGACUUGUUAAAGAUAAUUCAGCUAAGAUUGACAUUUAUGAAUGAGCAAGGAGAAUACCGUCCAGGAACUUCAACUUGCCAGUUUAAUUUUAAACUUAAUUUGACGUAA
Molecule: messenger RNA, 439 nt
Organism: Jaculus jaculus (lesser Egyptian jerboa)
Lineage: Eukaryota; Metazoa; Chordata; Mammalia; Rodentia; Dipodidae
Product: CCR4-NOT transcription complex subunit 7-like
Exons: 1
Coding region: 125-439 (104 amino acids)
Cellular component (GO): CCR4-NOT core complex; P-body; CCR4-NOT complex
Molecular function (GO): nucleic acid binding; poly(A)-specific ribonuclease activity
Source: RefSeq, a predicted model, not a curated record